Molecule: messenger RNA, 5968 nt
Organism: Mauremys reevesii (Reeves's turtle)
Lineage: Eukaryota; Metazoa; Chordata; Testudines; Geoemydidae
Gene: LRRFIP1
Product: LRR binding FLII interacting protein 1
Exons: 22
Coding region: 586-4539 (1317 amino acids)
Biological process (GO): regulation of transcription by RNA polymerase II
Molecular function (GO): RNA polymerase II cis-regulatory region sequence-specific DNA binding; DNA-binding transcription factor activity, RNA polymerase II-specific
Source: RefSeq, a predicted model, not a curated record
UAGUCAAAGGUCCUGUGCCUAGGCAAGAGGAAAAAUCAGCUUGUCUGCCUUCCUGCACCUUUGGAGCCAGCUGCUCACUUGCUGACUCAAGAACUGUAGUUACUGACAGGCGUGGAGCUGUAAGCUAUUACUGUCCUGCCGUUCCCUUGAAGUAGGGUGGGGAGAGUAGGUGGAAACUUCGAUACAAAUAAGAACUGAAAGUUUUUUGUGAGAGGAAGUCUGUGCUUGUGCUUGUGUUUUCUGAAGCAGCGAAGGAAGGAUUCAUUUAUUAAGCACACAGACUCCUGUGCUCCCUAGAGCACCUAUGUGACUCGCCCUGUGUCUUGACCACUCCCCUAGGUGGACUUCUGUGUCAGCAGCGCAGGAUCUGCAUUCCACCGAUGACUGAAAUUUGAGGAUUUUUGAGAGGCGGACAGAGUCCUCUUGUUUGUUUGGAUAAACACUUGACAAGCUGGAUCAGAAAUACUUUCCUGGGAUGUUAAGCAAAUAAAGCAGAAGCCUAGCAAGUAGUAGGGUGGAUAUUUUGUUUCCCUUUUCGUGUAUGAACUUCAAAGGCUCUGAAGUUGAAUAACAAACUUUGCAGCCAUGCAAACGGAAGCAGACUGCUUCAGUCCAGAAGCUCAGAAACUGGCUGAAGCAAGGCUCGCAGCAAAGCGAGCAGCACGAGCUGAAGCACGGGAGAUCCGAAUGAAAGAACUUGAGAGGCAGCAGAAGGAGAUCUAUCAGGUCCAAAAGAAAUAUUAUGGUCUGGAUACAAAGUGGGGUGACAUCGAGCAGUGGAUGGAAGACAGUGAGCGUUAUUCUCGUAGAUCCAGAAGAAAUGCCUCGGCUUCAGAUGAAGAUGAGCGCAUGUCAGUGGGUAGCCGUGGAAGCCUGAGGUCUGACUUGGAGUAUGCCAGCGCCUAUCCAGUGGCUGGAUUAGAGAAUGAGAGGACCAAAAAGAAGAACUCCAAAGCAACCAAUGGUUAUGAUGAAGACAUGUAUGGAUCAUCCCAGAGUAGAAAAUCUAGCAGGAGCUCCAACUACAGCGGGGAGAGCAGAAAAUCUACAAAGAAGUCAUCCAGGGAGGAGAAGUUGCCCACCUUGCUGUACAGUGAUGUUCUGCCUGCCAGAAGUUACAGGGCGUCUCUGUAUGAUGAAAGCAUUUACAGUGGGAAUCGUCGAUAUAGUGCCUCUAGUUCUCGUGCUCCAUCGGAGUACAGCUGCUACCUCGGCUCCGGAUCUCGGGCAUCUUCUAGAGCCAGCUCUGCUCGGGCAAGUCCAGUGGUUGAAGAAAGGCCAGAAAAAGACUUUGAGAAGGGAGUUCGUACUGUGUCAAGCUUAUCAGCAGCUACACUAGCCUCUCUGGGUGGAACUUCCUCCCGGAGAGGCAGUGGGGACACCUCCAUCUCCGUUGAUACUGAGGCAUCCAUUAGAGAAAUUAAGGAUAUCAAUGAGUUAAAGAACCAGAUUCAGGAUGUAGAAGGCAAAUACAUGCAGGGAUUGAAAGAAAUGAAGGACUCCCUAGCAGAAGUUGAAGAGAAAUAUAAAAAGGCUAUGGUGUCUAAUGCUCAACUAGACAAUGAGAAAACCAACUUCAUGUACCAAGUCGAUACCUUGAAGGAUGCAUUGUUAGAGUUAGAAGAACAGCUGGCAGAAUCCAGGAGGCAAUAUGAAGAGAAAAGCAAAGAAUUUGAGCGGGAAAAGCAUGCUCAUAGCAUAUUGCAGUUUCAGUUCACGGAAAUCAAGGAGACCCUGAAGCAAAGAGAAGAAAUGCUCGAGGAAAUCCGACUGCUGCAACAGAAACAGGAGAGCUAUAUUAGGGAAAUUUCUGAUCUUCAGGAGACGAUAGAGUGGAAAGACAAAAAAAUAGGGGCGUUAGAGAGGCAGAAAGAGUUCUUUGAUUCCAUAAGGAGUGAGCGGGAUGACCUCAGAGAUGAGGUGGUUGUGCUGAAGGAACAACUGAAGAAACACGGAAUAAUUCCAAACUUGGAAGUAGCCACCAAUGGGGAGGCUUUAGAUGGUUUCGAUAAUGAAGCACAUUCAGAUUCUACCAAGAUUACUCCAGGAGCAACUCAGAUCCUACAGACAGCUGGGGAUGGGACGCUAGGCAGAGCGAAUGAAGUGGACAUGAAAGAUGAGAUUUUGGAGGAUGUGGGGAAAAGAGAAAUCUUGCAGAAUACUGAGCAUGAGGAACACAAAGAGGAGUCUGAGGAGCAGGAAAUUGUAAAGGAGUGUACGGAAAUAAAGACAUUGCAUGCUGAUGAAAAUACAGAGGCAGAGAAAACCAUGGAAGACAAUGAUGUCACAUCAACAGUGAUGUUAAGUAGUGGACGUGAGGAACAAAUUCAAAGCCACACAGAACAUGUUUCAGGAAAUGUUUCUUCCACUGAAAAUAGUGAUGUAAUUGAGUUGAGAAAGGAAACAGAAUCAGGAGAUAAUAGCAUAGAAGCCCAACAGUCUGGUAGUAAGGAAUCUGAACAUAGUAGUGAUUUAAAUCAUUUGACUAAUGAGAAUGGGGAAACAGGUACACUGCAAAGUCAGGGCACUGAGACUCCUCAGGGAAUACCUACUGACUUAGACACAGAGCAUGAAUCUGAAAGAGUUGCACAAGAGCAGAAAGUAAAACAAGAGGAUUUUACAAUUUGCCAGAGAGAAGGCAGUAUUGAAAUAUUUCAGGAAGCUCUUGAUUUUGUGGUUAGCAGCCAUGCAUCAGCUUCUGAUCAGUCAGGAUCACCAGAAGGUGCAAGAGCAGGUACAGGUAUUGAAGAAUCACAUGUGGAGGUUCACACUGAAAGUCUCUGUCAAGCAGAAGAAAGCACUGAAAAUGAGGUUAUGAGUAGUUUGGAGAAACAGCUUGAUGAAGAUGAAGGGUGCAUAGACAGAACAAUUAGUAAAGUAGGGAGUGGUAAAAAUGAGAGUGAUACAGCCGAAGAAGAAAAUAAGACUGGAAAUACAGUUCCGAGUCAGGGAAGGAAAGAAGUAGAUUCUGUGGAAGAGGAGGGAGAAGCAGCAUGUGAAAGUGAGAUCACACCUGAUACAAUUGUAAAGGAACAAAAACCAGAUGAAACACAUACUCUGUCCACUUUUUCAAAGAGCAAUCUGAUAUUAGCGGAAGAGGAAGGAAAUAUGCAAGAUGAGGCAGAGAAUGAGAAGGAUAUUAUUGGGAGGGGACAAACAAAAGACAUAGGAAAGAUGGAAGAAUUGACAGGCAUUUUGGACAUACAACCAGAUUCUGAAAACAAAAAGGUGGAAGAGGAGGAACCUGUGGCAUCCCUAGAUGAAUUUGCAGAGAUAAAAGAGGGUGUAUCGCAUCAGACAGGGCAGGACCAAGAUGUCAUGAAAGAAAGUCAAUCCCAAGAAACUAUUUUAGUUCCUAGUCCCAGCGAUCGUGAAAUUGAGGAGUCAAACACAGAAAUGUGGGAUGAAUCUAGGAAAGGAAAAGAAAGUAGAAGUGAGUUGAUGGAAGAUGAGAGAACACAGGUAGAAACCCAAACAAUUAAGUACAGUGAAGAAAUAAAGAAUAAUCCAAUACAAGAAAAAGAUAAGACUGUAGAAAAUGAAAUGCAGAAAGUAGUUAAACAAGAGGAAGAUGAAUCUAGACAGGAAUUGACUCAAGAUGUCAGUGUAAUUAUUGAAGAGAAAGUUGAUGAUAAAGAGGCAUCAGUGGAAAGUAGCGAGAAGCUGGAUCUUCCAGACCAGCAGCAUGAUAGAUUCGUUUCUGAUGAUAGUUCAUUGCAGAAAAUCACAAAACUAUCACAGCAACUUAGUGAAUCCCUUGAAGGCAACACAAAGGAAAUGGAAGUUCAGAACACUGUGUUAGAUGAUGCAUGUCAACUUAGCAGAAAAGAAAGGGCUACAGAACAGAUGGGAAAUGGGAAUGAGGAAGAUGAAAAUAAAGGAAUAGAAGAGCAACAUGAAUUUCAAGAAGUUAAGAAACUGGAAGUUGAUCCAGAUAGUGAGGAAGAUGCUGAUAACCUCAAGACACAGAAAGCAGAGCUGGAUGAGAAGCCUAAUGAACAAGUUGAGGUGGAGGGUCAAGAGGAGGAAAUAGUGGAAGAUGAUGGUAAAAAAAUUUAUUUUGAUGACGAAUUAGAGCAGAUAUUAAAAACUCCUGGAAAGCAUGAUGCUGAGAAAGUUAAUACACAAACUUUGGAGGAAGUUAGGGAAAAGGAAAUAGUCACAGAAACUGCCAAAACAGAAAAAAGUGAAAAGGAGGAAGCUCAUCAAAGCAGAACACAGAGUGUAGAGAAUGAGGGCAUGGUUACUGAAGGCAAUGCUAGUAUCCAGCAGGAAAAAGAAAAGGAAGCUGAAGAAGCUGCUCAUUUGCAAACUGAUGCAUCUCAGUCUGCAGCUCCAGAAAAAGCAUGUGAUCUGGUGGAGGAUGAAACUGAAAAUGAAAAAGUGUUAGACAGCAAUGAUAUGGAAAAAAUAGCUGAUGGAUAUUCAUCAGAACAGGAGUUAGGAAACGUAGGCAACACUAGGGAUGAAAGCAAAGAGGAUAUGCAAGCUAGUAGAAGGGGCAAGGGUAGAUCUAAAGAAGAUUGUAUGAUAUCAUGAGUUCAAAAUCUAGGACCCAAAUAAGUUACAUACCAUUCUAUCGGUUUCAGUACAAAAACGCAUUUUGCACAAUAAAUCAGACUUUAGAAAUAGUCUUUAAGUUUCUCUGUAUGCAAGUCUCAUAGUACAAUGUCAAUCUAUAUAUAUGGACAUCCAUCCAAGUUAUUUACUGUGAUACAUGUUCACCAGAGAUUAAACAUGUAGAUUUGUUUUUAAUCUCUCAGGUUUCAUAUUUUAUCACCAAAAGAACAAGCAGCACAAAUGUACUGUUCAGGUUCACGUCUAGUUAAAAUGCUUUGAAGGCAGAUAUCUCCUACCAAGAGACCUUAAAUACUGCUCUUAUUUUCUAGACUAGUUUUAAGCAAAUUAGAUGUUUUGAAUGUACUUAAAUACCUGCCAUAGGUCUCUGUUAGGUACAUUACGACUUCAUGGUCACUAUCAUAAAGCAACUCUCAAGUAUUACAGCACUGUAAUAAUAUCCAAACUUCUUUGUGAAUACCUAAAGAUUCCGGAACCAAAUAUAUAUAUAUAUAUAUAUAUAUAAAAACUCACUUUUUGUGUGAUUUUAGUAUGAACACAUUCCAAAGCAUGGUAUAUAAGAUAAACACACGAAAUGCCAAAAUAUUAGUUAGGUCACUGUGAAUCUGCUUAGUCUGCACACUUUGAAAGAACAGUAUAGAGUUUAAGAAAUUAAACUUGUUAGUCUUCUGAAAGGAAUAAGUGUAUCCAUGUUUACUUAAUCUAGGCGCUUUGCACCAGAAUAAGCCUUCUACAUCAUGUCUCACAUGUGCUUUUUAAAUUUUUUUUUAGGAUUGUUUUGGUACACACACUGUGUGUAGAUUUUCUGUCAAGUAUAUUUUAUUGCAGUUAAUAGUAUGAUAAAAUAUCUAUUUUUCUUACAGGAAAGUUUGUUUAAAUUGCAUUUCCUUAUUGCAUUGUCUUUUUUGCAAAAAUAUGGUUAUGAAAGAAUGUUUUCUUAUCUCAAUAUAAACUUUUUUCCUUCCUCCUUGCCAGGAUGAAGUCAAUUUUGAAUGUCUUAAUCUUUUUGAAUGUCUUAAUCAGAUAAUUGGUAUUGCUCUUUAUGUACUAGUGCUCAUAUAGCCAAACCUGCCUUUUUGAAAAUCUCUCUCAACAGCUAGAUUGCUUGUGAUAGCCUGAAUAUAAACAGUAGAGAUGUAUGUCUUUUAUUUGCAAGUUUUAAACCAGCUGGGAAGAAAUGUGUUUUUUGCAAGAGAAAACAUUCUUUUAAACUUGUUUUAAGCAAUGAAAUCGAUGCAAACUCAAGGUUUUGGGUGGUCUAUAGCAAGAUAUUGCUUGUAUUGCUGUUACAAAAUUAGUAGAGUGCAAAUAGAUUGAAAAGAUUCAAGAUGUAUAUCACAAAUGUACUGAGCUGUAUAUAAUUGAAAUAAACUUAUUUUAUACUUUAAAA